This is a messenger RNA of Dracunculus medinensis (Guinea worm), 510 nucleotides long. Lineage: Eukaryota; Metazoa; Nematoda; Chromadorea; Rhabditida; Dracunculidae. The record is from the annotation of a GenBank genome assembly.
AUGAAACGAUUGUUUGUACUUAUCGCGCUAGCAAUUCCUGCUCAAGCAUGUAUCGGAGGUGGUGGAUGUUGUCCUCAACCACCAUGCGGAGGACAAAUGCAAUGUUGCUGCCUAUCAUUGCCUACAUUACCCCCUCCUCCACCAAUUUGUCUGCCAUCACUAAAACUUCCCAGUUGUUGUUGUCCAACAGGAGGAGGCGGUGGCUGCCCACCAGCAGCACCACCAUGUGGUGGUGGCGGUGGUGGAUGUGGAGGAUGUUCUGGUGUUGGUGCGGCGGCUGGUCAUUUUCCACCUCCUCCGGCACCACCCGGGGGGUACGCGGUUGCUCCUCUGAGCUAUGGAGGUGCGGGUGCUUAUGCAGCUCCUGCUCCCAGUUAUAAAGGUGGCGGUGGCGCCUAUGGAGUUGCUGGUAGCGGCGGUACUUAUGGAGCUAUUGGUGGUGCUGGCGCAUAUAGAGCUGGUGACGGCGUCUAUGGAGCUGGUGGUGGUGGUGGCUCAAAAUAUGGCUAA